Eimeria mitis is the source of this 234-nucleotide messenger RNA. RefSeq lists its product as uncharacterized. The record is from RefSeq and is a predicted model, not a curated record. Bases 1 to 234 code for a protein of 77 amino acids. NCBI's taxonomy places the organism in Eukaryota, Apicomplexa, Conoidasida, Eucoccidiorida, Eimeriidae. The transcript has 2 exons.
AUGGAGGAGACAGAGGAGACAGAGGAGACAGAGGAGACACAGGAGACACAGAAAGCUCAUAGAAAGGAGACAGAGGAGACAGAGGAGACAAGAGAGGAGACAGGAGACAAAGGAGACAAGAGAGGAGGCAGAGGAGACAAAGGAGACAACAGAGGAGACAGAGGAGACAGGAGAGGAGACAAGGGAGACAAAGGAGACAAUUGGGGCUGCAUCACCCACCCCUUCUUCUUCUAA